UACUAGUUUUCAACUCAAUGUGAAGGGAACAACACAGUUUGGUGGUUUUGAGGUCCCUGGUCUCAUUACAGCUACUCCAGAUGGCACUGCAAGUGGUUCGGACUUUGAAAGGCUGCAGCCUAUUCGUGUCACUAACAGCGCAGAAAUUCGUCUGUUCGCUCCCAAAAGAUGCUAUUAGUCUUGAGUAUGACGAUCGAGUUUUGCUGAGGUUCAUUCCUGACAAUCCUGAUUUCAUUCCUGCUCUGGAGGCUAAUGGAGAGUAUGUCAGAGACAGAGCCACAGUACACAUAAACGAUAGUGAUGUUCUGCAGUUAUUCUUUGAGGACUGCGACUACCGAUUACAGAGGGAUCUCGUGUGUCAGGCCUCUUCGUGUGCACUACUACGGACCAGUUCAAAACCCAUUUACACUCAUAAUGAGAACAAUGUCAGUGAGCAGUGCAGAAAGUAUCAGUGUGGGGAACUUCAUUGGCUCUGACACAAUUUCAAAUUCUUAUAGAGCUACAGCAACUGCUGAUUUUACCGUGUCCACUAGAACUAUUACUGUUCCUGCCAAUCCAAACAUUGGGACUCAAACAGUUUUUCUUCCUGAAUUCUUUCGUGUUAUUGAUGACAAUAUCAAUGAGAUGGACGAGAUCUUCGUUCUUGCUGUUGAGAUUGGAGCAGAUGUUUCAAUUGGAUCGGUCUGUUUUCUGUGGCUGCAUAAGGACUGAAUGCUUUGGUCGUCAUGGAGCUACAGAAUCAUAUCAAAGACAAUGACCCUAUGAUCAUUGGAUUUACUGAGCGGAGCAGGACUGUCUCAGAGAGUGGUGCUACACCUGGAGCUUUCUCUUACCCCAUUGAAAUAGAAGUGGCUUUCCCAAGAGUUUUCUGAG
This is a messenger RNA of Geodia barretti, 873 nucleotides long. The record is from the annotation of a GenBank genome assembly. NCBI's taxonomy places the organism in Eukaryota, Metazoa, Porifera, Demospongiae, Tetractinellida, Geodiidae.